Molecule: messenger RNA, 7293 nt
Organism: Mastomys coucha (southern multimammate mouse)
Lineage: Eukaryota; Metazoa; Chordata; Mammalia; Rodentia; Muridae
Gene: Rnf169
Product: ring finger protein 169
Exons: 6
Coding region: 40-2124 (694 amino acids)
Biological process (GO): double-strand break repair
Cellular component (GO): nucleus; site of double-strand break
Molecular function (GO): ubiquitin-protein transferase activity; nucleosome binding
Source: RefSeq, a predicted model, not a curated record
UCCCACCGCAACGGACUCUCCCUUCAAACGGGAAACAAGAUGGCGGCGGCAGGUCCGAGCACUCGGGCUUCUUCCGCGGCGGCCGCGGCAGCUCUUAGUCGGCGGGGCCGGCGGGGCCGCUGUGACGAGACGGCGGCCGCGAAAGCCGGGGUUCCGGGCCCGGCCUCUAGCCCCGCGUUGUUAGUGUUGCGGCCGGCGCCACGGCCGGAGGAGUCGGGCUGCACCGGGUGCCUGGAGACCCCGGGGGAAGUGGCGGCCCUGCCGUGCAGCCACUCGCGGUGCCGAGGCUGCGCCUCUCGCGCCUCGGGCCCGGGCUGCCGUCGCUGCCGUCCCCGCGGCUCGGGCUGGGCCCGCCGUCGGGCCCGCGACGACGGCCAGGCCGCCGCGGAGCUGAUGGGUGAGCGCGCCCGUCGCGGACAGCCGGAGCGCUGCCACCCGCGCCGGGACGGGGGCGCGGCUGCCUCGGGGCCCAGGCCGGAGCCGGAGCCGCUCGCGGAGCCAGAGUUUAUAUUCAGAACACCAAUCAAGUUGAGCAAGCCAGGAGAACUUGGUGAGGAAUAUGGAUGCUUGAGAAAGCUGAGAGGAGAGAAGUUACAAGAAGAAAAAGCUUGUGAAGAUCAGAUACACAAGAUACUGCAGGAGGAUUCCGAAAUGGGGAAGAGGAAAACUGAUGAACAGAAAAAAAGAGAUGAGCCAGUGAUGCUGAAAACAAGUCUGGAGCAGUGUCCUGCACGUCUCUCGGAUUCAGAGAAUGAAGAGCCUUCUCGGUGCCAGGUGAUACAGACCCAUCGCUCAGCCUUCGUUUCCAAGAACACUUCCUGCUCCUUAGCUUUCCUGGCAGGGAAGAUAAACACCAAGGUGCAGAGGAGUCAGAGCUGCAGUGACACAGUUCAGGACAGAGUGAGGAGCAGGCUCAGAACAGCUCCACCCAACAGAGCCAAGAUCACAACUAUAACUCCAGGCUCUACCCCCAUUAUUGGUGUUCUCUUGUCUACUCAAAACAGCCGCUGCCUCUCUGCCCCUGACUUAACCAUAGAAAAGCGCCUGCCCUUCAGCUCCCUUUCAUCCGUGGCUUCCUUGCAUAAGCCAGAGCGCUCCAUCAGCCCUGAAAGCAAUGACAGCAUCUCCGAAGAGCUAAACCACUUCAAGCCCAUCGUCUGCUCACCAUGCACCCCUCCCAAGAGGCUCCCUGAUGGCCAGGUGCUCAGCCCUCUCAUCAUCAAGUCAACGCCUCGAAACCUGAACAGAAGCCUGCAGAAGCAGACUUCAUAUGAGGCCAGUCCUCGAAUCCUCAAGAAAUGGGAGCAGAUCUUCCAGGAGCGGCACAUCAAGAAGACCCUUUCCAAAGCCACUCUCACCUCCCUUGGCCCUGAGGCAGGGGAAGAGUUAUCAAGUUCUGAACCAAUCUAUUCCAGCAAGGACAGGCCGUCUCUGGCUUUAAGUACCAGGCUGUCCAGGGUCCAGGUGCUCUCAGAGUGUGCUGGACCCACUUCCACUGACCUUGAGUGCGUCCCCUCUGUUAACCAGACAAAAGUAGAACAGGACUGUAUUAGAAAACAGAGCCAUGAGGUCCCACUGGACACCUGCCAUUCCUCAGAGCCCAGAGGAGCAGCCAGUGGGCCUUCUUUGGAAGGGGAGCAGUUUGAGCAGUCAAGGUCUGCCGUGGAUGCCACAUUAGUCAAAACUUGCAUAAGCACAGUCAUGAAGACUGCAGCAGUUAAUUCAUCGGUACCCAAAAAUGAUGUUUUGGGUGGGGUCCUCAAAACAAAGAAACAACUGAAGACACUCAGUCAUUUUGACAUGGGUAAUGGCAUUCUGGUCAACAGCCUAGGAGAGGAGCCGGUUCCUUCCCUUCGGAGAGGCCGGAAAAGGCGCUGUAAGACCAAGCACUUGGAACAAAAUGGUGUUAAGAAACUGCGACCACCCAGCAGUGACAUGGGCCUGGCUCCAAAGGACCCAGGGCUGCUUGAGAUGGGACGGAAAUUGCAGCAGGAGGAAGAGGACCAGCAGCUGGCUCUGCAGUCACAGGGCAUGCUUGACAGUGAGAGGCGGACUAUGAGCCGGCGAAAAGGAAACGUGGAUCAGUAUCUCUUGAGGUCCAGCACCUUAGCUGGGACCAAGUAGCACUUAAUGUACAAAGUAAUGUUACCUGCUUUUCAGAGGUCCCUGGCCUCAAUCAUUUAUCCAAAAGAGCUAGCUGAAUGUUCUCACUUUGAGUUUCUUUCAAUGGCAAAACACUGUCUGCUGUGGUUCUGAGAGGAUCCAAGGCCUUGGUAUUCAAAAGCCAAGUAUUUGCAUUUUGGCUUUCUAGGACCAGGGCCAGUACUCCUCACCCUUUGAGUGAGCCAACUCUGAAGGCUUCUGGGCCCAAAUCUGGCAGUACCCAUUUGGAGUGAGCUUUGGAGUGAGCUUGGGAGUGGCCUCAUUCAUGAACAUGAUGGCCAGUGUUAGAGAUGGUAGGGAGAUGGGAUACCUUCUCAACAUUCACACCCUGGCUUCUUACCACAGAGUGGUGUUUUAAGGUAGCCUUGCAGAUAAACAUGGAUUCUUUUCAGAGACAAGUAGUACCAGUACUUUGGAAGAGCCAAGAUAAAUAGAUCCUCACGUUCAUCUUUCCCUCCCCUUUGCCACAAGUAAUUUCUACAUAUCCAAAUCAGUUGAGCUUAAAACUUUUGCCUCUACAGAAAUUAAUUUGCAUCCUCUAUUUAAACUAUGACAUUAGAUUGAAGCAGUGUGGUUGACACCUGUCUUCCUGAGACCUCAUUUGUAAGUGCUGUCAGCUGGGUGAUGAAGCCACAGUGUAGACUUCCAGGUUCUCUUGGCUGCCAAGUGGCCUAGCCCAGACUGACCACUGGCUCUCAUGGCCACAAGUCCCAUGGGUUCUCUACAAUCACAGGGUGCCCAAAGGAAAUACAACCUAAAGGCAUGCCAGGGCCACCCAGGGAGACUGGCUAGGCACUGAGCGUGACAGUACAAAGCCCACCUAGAAGCACUUCACCUUGCGGGAUGUGAACCAGAACUGCAGUGACCUCUCAGCUCACUUACAGGCUUCUGUUCUCCCAGGAGCCCUGGCCUGGGGGGCAGCUGGGAGGUUUCCUUACUACUUCCCAUGUGGCAAUGGCUAUCUUCAAUUUUUAAUCUUAAAAAAAAAAAAAGAAAGAAAGAAAAAAGAAAAAAACUUGCCCUAAAGUCAGGCAAAGGACAAAGCAGAAACUCCAUACUGUGGAAACAAGGUAUCUAGCUGGAUGCAGCUGGUAAAUUCAGUCCCAUGGACAUUUGGGGUUUAUUUUUCUUAGCAGCUUGACACCAUGUGUCUUUUGCAUCCCUGGUGGUGCUUGGUGCUUCUGCCCUUCUGGGCUCACGGAGAAUAGGGAAUCUGUUAGGGUUUUAGGGACUCUCAGGUGGGCUGGCCUUUCCUGUGUAUGUGUGAGCUGUUACCAUAAUCACGUGACUGACAUUUUAACAAACCUUCCAUAACUUUUACACCAAUCCUAUAUUGUCCCCUUUAAAAGGUCCCAGUGAGAUACUACAUAGUUGUCUGGUGACAUUGCCUUUGAUCAGAAUGUUUCUGAAACAUUCGAAGUCUAGAAGUAGCUGGAGCUUAGAUUCACUGUUCUGUGCCAAGGGAGAUGCCAGUCUGUGGGAAUUCUAGAAAAGAGAACUUCAGAUUUGGAGAUAGCCAGAGACUGGUUGAAGCUUCUGAAGGUGGGAAGAAGGGUGUGGAGUCCUAUGCAUGGUGUCCCUUAAAGCACACAGAACUAAUUUCUCUGCAGCUCAUAGUUCCCAGGGAUGUUAGAUGUGUAUGGCCAUUAGCAAGGUGGCUUCAAUGGCUGCUCUGGCAGGAACCUGUGUGAGUCUGGGGUGUGGGCAUGUUUUAAAACAUGCAAUAGUCUCAUUACUUUAUACUCAUACUGCUUUCCUUCCCAUUCUAGGCAACUUAGGGCUUUUCAGGGCUGCUGGAAGGCACACCAGCGCCCCAGGGAGGAGAACUGGCCCUGGCUGCGGACACCAGAAACCCCAUUAGAGAAAACUUAGAAAUGUCUACCAUGUCAUGUGUUUCUUUUAUGAUCUUAUUAUUAUUGGAAGGCUAGUCUUACUGGGUAGUCUCACUGGCAUUAAAGACACUUAUUUUUCCACUUGCCACCCUUUUAUAUGUCACUGAUGCUUAGAAAAACACUUUUAGUUGGAAUUAAUUUUUGAUUUUGGUAAGAAGAUAAAAUAUUUUAAUAGAUGAAAGAUAUAUAUUUUAAAUAUCCCCCUGCCCCUAGUGACUCCGUGGAGUAAGAGUACAUAGCAGUGGCGACAAGUGUGGGCUCAGGUGCAGUGUUGCUGCUGAGUGAGUGUUGCAGACUCUGGGAUGCCCCUGUGUACCCCCCAGGGAGACCCCAGGACUGUACACUGUUCUUUGCCAGACUUUCUGCUGAGAGCAGUGGCCUUGAAAUAGAGGCAAAACAGUUUAUGUUGAGAAGGAAUAGCUUAUUCGUUAGUUUGCUUACCCUUGAAAAUGAAAAACUACUAAAGUAUAUGCAUACAAGAUGCUCUCAAACUUAGUCAGCGAGACCUGAACACUUCAUUUCUGAAAAUUCCCAUCUCCAUGUUAGAUGGAAGUUGCAACUACAGUUGUUGACAUGGAUCCCCUAAAGAGAAAAGAGAUAAGGGAAGUAGAACGUUUGGGAGGUUGGUGAGCUCGAGGGGAAGACACCAUUUCACAGAUAGUUCUCCUCAGUUAUGCUGUCCUAGCGACCUGCACACUGCCCACAUCCUGCUGUGCUCCUUAGUGUGUGCACAAAGAGGAAACUAUGAGGGACAAGGGGUGAGUCUUUCUGAUGGGGAAUCCAAGAGAUGCACUAUCUUUCAAGAGGGCUUAGUAGCCCUUCUCUAAAGAGGGCAACCCUUGUGCCCAUUUGAAGAAGUCAUCUGGGCCUGAUGUGCUGGUAUCAAGUCAGGGAGUACUCUGCCAGCACCUGGCCUCUGGCCUCUGGCCCUAGUUGCCUCUGUUUUUUUUUUUUUUUCUGUUGUUGUUUUGUUUUUGUUUUUUUAAAAGUCUGGCUGAGGCUUGUCUAGCAAUCUUUCCUAAUUGGCUUCAUUUAUUUAAAAAAAAUCAUUCUUUGAUUAUAGAAGUGAUAAUGGUCAUAAAUGGUCUUUUUUUUUUAGGGUAAAAUGCCCCCUCAGAAAUUAAGCUAUUUAAUUAGUUAUUGUCUGAUUACAAACUGACCACUAAUAAAAAUGGGAGGCUAAUGAAGCAGGCUGUGUUGAUUCAGAAGGCACUUUUGAGCUCUUAGACCUCCCACCCUGUGCUGGAUGGUAGACUAGCCCCUCCUGCUGAGGGCUGUGUGUAGUGCAGUGUGUAUGGAUGUGUUUGAUCCAAGAGUGUAUUCAUGAACUUUGAAAAGCCGUUCCAUCUCUGGCAAUGCUCUUCAAUGGUCCAGUUCAGGAGAUCUGGCUCAGAAGGUCACCCACAUUUUCCAUACUUUAUCAGUAUUUCUGAGUUUGAUUAACUCUGCUUUUUCAAUUUCCUAAGUAAUUUUCCCAAGGAAGAAUGGAUUUUCUCCUGCAGUGAUUAUAGAAUAGUCACUCCUGUUCCCUGUUCAGAAGCUGCAUUUAACUCAAAUUCCAAGAAAUGAGGCAAGUCCGGAUCACCCUGAAGCAGCCUGUCAUUCACUUGAGUGACCUCCUAAUGCAUCCCAAGCUGACCUUUCACCAGACCCAGCAGUGACUUGCAGUUUCUUUCUUGCUUGUCAUUGAAGCAGAGAGUCAGUAGGAACGGGUAGCUAGCUUAUCACCACGAGGUUAAAUCUAGACCAGCAUCAGUCUCUACCUUUAAAUGAAGACCCACAGCUCUGGUUCCCACUGUGGUGCCCUAGGGCCCACAUAACUGUGAAAGGGACAUCCAAAUGACAGGUUUUAUAAUGCUUCUUACCUCUGUUUUCUUCAGUUAAGAAAUACCUGUAUCCCCUGAAUACACCCACAAUAAUAUAUAGAGUACUUAGUAGGGAAACCCUGUAGUGUGAUUUAAGUCAUUGAUGAAAUUUUGGUUGGGGUAGCUGUCAUUUUAAUUAACAGCCUUUGCUGUUUCAGUCAAACUCCAUAGGGACCUAACUCUUCUUAGUCAGCCCUUUCCUUGCCAGCCAUAUAAUACUCUUUAGAUUGAGCCUUCAGGAUGAAUGGAGCUGGUUCUUUUAACUCAGUAGGAUUGAGGAGCAGGUUUUGAGGAUGAGGCUGCUGCAGAUUUUUUUUUUUUUUUUUUUUUUAAGAAGAUGACCCAGGAAUGCACAUUUCCCAGAUUGUUAUCCACUGUAGCAUUCUGAGGAUUGUUCUGUAGAAGAGACUUGGAGGUACACAGAGGUUACCAGUUUUUAGUCAAAUCAGAUAGAAGAAAGGUGCCAUGCCCCCACGAGCAGACAGCUUUGUGUAUUGGCAGCACUUCUUCUGAAGGGGAAAAUGCACUCUUGUUUUUCCUAAGUUUGUUGCCAGGAGUAAGGGAACUUAAACCAUACAAGAGCUGACCCUAGACUCUAAGCUCCCUCUCUCUCCUUUCUGGAGCCUUGGGUCCAUGAAAAGUUAGACAAGGUCAUGCUGAGGCCAGACUUGCUCAUGCCCUUCCCAGUGCUGCACGUGAGGUACAGACAGUUCAGCCUUCAGAUGUCAGGUUGGUCCGGGAGCAGCUUCCAUGUGAUUCCACAUACCUGCAACAGCAGCAACCAGGCUCUCUCUAGCUGCUACCUGCCCGCCAAGCUGAGCCUCAGUGCAGCCCAGCAGAUCCUAGUUUGCUCAGGCAUAGCCACCAGCAAAGCAAGCAGACAGACUAUGCAAGACAGGAAAUAACUAGCCAAAAUGCCAACUAAUGGUUGUUUGGUUUUGUUUUGUUUUCUUACCUGAUAUACUGUUUACUCUUAACUGUACAAAUAUAGUUGUCCUAAGAGCCAAGAGGGGAACCUUUCCACCUAGAAAUAGAAAAUGGUUGUUGGCUUUAGGCUACCUGCUACAGCUCCUCGUGGUCUGGUGAUUGUGAUUUAUUCAACCUGUUUACAUUAGAAUUGGAGAAGGGGCCCUGGAUCUUGGUGGGCUGCCACUGCUGUCUGUACCCCCUUGACUCCUAAAGAACCUUUUGAUAGAGGGACUUGGGACAAGGUAUGCCCUAUCAGGGAUGCUUUUACCACAAAGGAAUGGUAUGGAAUCAAGUGGGAUGACUAAUGUAUGAUUAAAACAGUACCAAAGUGCAUUCUUCAAUGUGUAUGUGCCUGUUCCAGGCAAGGCCCAAGUUGAAAAUGCAGUAAAGCAGACUCAUGAAAG